UUGACUGAGGCACUCGCAUCGUAUGCCAGUCUCGAAAUGGGCUAUACUAGUCCUUCUUGUUCCCCGGGGUCCACGUGCAAUUUAUCGUCACUAUCCACUGAGGGACGCAGAAACGAAGGGCAGGCUGGGGGGAGGGGAUUGCCUGUUGGGAUUGAACGAUGUUAGCAGUUUUCUUGUACUUUACAUCACCGAUCUUUUCGAAGUUGAGAUUUUAAUAGCACAGUCCGCUUUUCAUUUACUUUAUCAAUUGUAUCCAUCUUGUUUGUGCGCUAUUCCCUGUCCAAGUGCCCAUGCUGUCAUUCGCAAGAUGAAGGCUGUGACAAAACUAUUAAUUGGUGCUGUAGCUUUGGUUGCGUUCCAGUGGAGUGGACGAACUUUGGACCCAGGUUCUUUGAAGGGCGCCCGGGUUCUGGUAACUGGGGCCAGUGCUGGUAUAGGGGAGCGGAUAGCCUAUCACCUGGCUGGGUUUGGAGCCCAGGUUGUCCUCACAGCCAGGAGGGAGAAGGUCCUACAGCAGGUAGUUGACAAGUGCCAUGGUUUGGGGGCCCAGAAAGCGCUGUACGUGGCAGCUGACAUGGCCAAUCACGCUGACCCGGAGAGGGUGGUGAAGUUUGCUGUGGACCAGCUAGGAGGACUGGACUACCUGGUGCUGAACCACAAAGGAGACAUGCCGUUUGGGAUGUGGGACGGGGAUGUGGAGCAGACUCGAUGGUUAAUGCAGGUGAAUUUCCUCAGCUACGUGCAGAUGGCCAAGACCGCUCUUCCUUCCCUCGAACAGAGUAAGGGUUCCAUCAUGGUGGUCUCCUCCCUCUAUGGGAAAGUGUGCGCGCCGUUUCUGGCCCCGUACGUGUCCACCAAGUUCGCCCUGAACGGCUUCUUCGGGACGCUGCAGCACGAGCUGGCCAUGCAGAGCAGCAAUGUGUCGGUCAGCGUCGUCACACUGGGCCUGAUAGACACAGACUCAGCGAUGGACAUGGUCAAGGAGGUCUCCAACGUCCACGCCUGGCCAGCCGAUGAGGCGGCCCUUCACAUCAUCACAUCUGGGGCCACGCGUCAGGCAGAGUCCUACUACCCCUGGUUCUGGUACUACUGCUGUCUCUUCAGGGACUGGUUCCCCUACCUGAGGGACCUUAGCAUCCGCAACAUCUAUAAACAUUGACGGGUCCAAUGUACUGUGCACGGCAUAUUCCUGUGACGUUGCUGUUUUUUUUUUUUUGUAACGUGUUACCUUUCUGUCUUAUAAAAUGCUGGCCCCGUAGGAUUCUUUGUUUACUUCUUAAUUUGUGUUAUGUUAUUUUAUAUUCCCCAUCACCUGUAGUUGUUUUUAACUGGCGUCCACGUGUGAUCAGAAUGGUUCCUUUCACCCUGAGAUGUUAUGCCUCAAUCCCAAUGUCGUCCACAAGAGGGCAGUAGUUUCCAAGAAAUGAAGCAGAAAUCGGGCAUUUUGGAAACCCGUUUUAUUAGACUUGUAGUAAAUUUGACAUGAUUUUGUAGCUUUACCAAGUCCUCCUUAAUAUUGCCUCAGUAGUACAAUGAAUAAAAAUGACUGCAUUAUUGUGGGUAAAAUAAACUACGAUGUUACAGUAUA
Molecule: messenger RNA, 1588 nt
Organism: Esox lucius (northern pike)
Lineage: Eukaryota; Metazoa; Chordata; Actinopteri; Esociformes; Esocidae
Product: hydroxysteroid 11-beta-dehydrogenase 1-like protein
Exons: 6
Coding region: 23-1159 (378 amino acids)
Cellular component (GO): intracellular membrane-bounded organelle
Molecular function (GO): oxidoreductase activity
Source: RefSeq, a predicted model, not a curated record